Messenger RNA from Orcinus orca (killer whale), 2493 nucleotides. RefSeq names its product peroxynitrite isomerase THAP4-like. Bases 1011 to 1562 code for a protein of 183 amino acids. The record is from RefSeq and is a predicted model, not a curated record. Lineage: Eukaryota; Metazoa; Chordata; Mammalia; Artiodactyla; Delphinidae. The transcript has a single exon.
AACAAAAUGGCAAUAAGUACAUACCUAUCAGUAAUUAUUUUAAGUGUAAACAGACUAAAUGCGCCAAUCAAAAGACAUAGAGUGGCUGAAUGGAUAACAAGACCCAUAUAUACGCUGCCUACAAGCACUCGUUUCUGGUCUAAAGACACACAAAGACAGGCCUAGGGCCGGUUGCCCAGGUGGCAGGCAGCUGGGUGCCGCCAUCUUGCCAUCUUGCCAUACAGUGGGAGCUGUGUGCCAGGCUCCCAUGUCCUGCAGCCAUGUUGCCUUGCACCCUCCCCUCAGGGCGGUCCUGCCCUGGUCUGGGCUCAACGAGGCAAGGCCUGGAGCCUGGCAGUGGCAGGACAGCCCAAGGCCCGAGAUGGUGAUCUUUUGCGCAGCUGUAAAUUACUCCAACUGACAGGGCAAGGGGGAGAAGCACGCUGUCUCCUGCCACAGGUUUCCCCCUAAGGGACUCAAAAUGUCUGAUCCAGUUAUUAAAGGCUGUUCAGAAGGAUAACUGGACCCCCACUAAGUAGUCUUUCCACAGUAAUGAACACUUCACCAAAGAAAGCUUCUCCACGGGGCUGGAGGAUGAGCACUGACUGCUCAAGAUCGUGGCCAUGACUUCCAUCUUCCACCUCACUGAGAAGAAGGGAGCUGGAGGCCGUGGAUGCACCAGGAGAACGGAUACCAGAAAGUCCUCAGGGGGCUUGAGGGGACAUGUGAGUGAAGCAGACAGGCAAGGAGCUGCAGGGUCAUCAACAUCCUCAAGUGAAAACCCAGUGGUCAAGCUGGAGUCCUGCAAGUUGAAGUGAGCUGCACUGUAGGGUAAAACUGCACCCAGGGCCAGCCCAGAAGCCACCAGUCAGAAACUGGUGCAGCAGCCUCUGGAAGUACUCCAGAAGCCGAUCUGGCUAGCGCAGCAUUAGACAGCCAGGGAGAAGCAAACAUGUCUGCUGUAGAUGCUGGCAAUCAGAACACCACCUCCCCUGAUGGGGGCCUGGUAGGUAAGAGUGGCAUUUCCAUGGAUGACUUUAUCCCCCCAGUACCUGGGGCCUGCAAAUUUACUGGCUCACUUCAUUCUUACAGUUUCUCCUCCAAGCAUGCCGGAAAGAGGCUGUCUGUCCCGAGAGCCUGCUGACCGACAGAGGCUGAAGAGAGACAUGGAGCCUGACUGCAGUAAAACCAGCCUGGGGCCCAAGAAGGGCUUGGCACAGAGCCCCACAAGUUUGUCCCUCACAGCAAUGCCUCAGAAGCCCUCCCAGAGCCCCUCCACCCCUCCAACAGAUGUUACCCUGAAGCCAGGCACAGAAGCUGUGCUAAGUGAGCACAGGGACACCAGCCCCAUGUUCAUCAAGGAGAGCAUCCUGGCAGCAUUGGGGGCCUACAAACUCGUCAGUUUGUUGCAGUCCUGCUGCUUCUCAUCCUGGCAGAACAAGAACAAAAUGUGCUUCCUAUGGGAGCAGGAGGAGAAGAACAGCAAGCUAAAGACCCUGCAACACAGGGUCAGCUGCUUGGACAGCCAGGCGUGCAAGCUGCAGGAGAAGCGGGACCAGCUGAAGAGAGCAAGCUUCCCCUAGCUGAGCAGGCGGCCGUCCCCUUAGCCCCCACCCUGUGGUCAGUACCAGAGCCUUGAGGCUCCCACACUGCCUGGUUAUUAUGGGGCGGGGUUCUUGCUGAUGGCCUCUGAGCACUUCCAUGUGUUGCAUGCUCCCUGCUGUCUCCGCAGAGGCUAUGACAGUAGCUGUGCCUUGUAGAAGAGGAGCCCAGGUUGGUGAGCUUACCUCACUCACUUCAGGGCACACUCACGAGGCAUCUCAGGAAAGGGGGUUCAGCUAGUGAGAAAGAAGGCAUUUCACGUCAGCUGGGAAAGCCAGAACUAUUCAAUGAAUGGUUGACAAUUGGUUUUCCACUUGAACGGGGGAAAUCUCUUUGUAUUGCAUAUCUCACACAAACAUAAAAUCCUAAUGAAUUAGGAUCUAAAUGUAAAAUAAAAUAGACAUAGUAAACUAUUAGAAAAAUUAUAGGAGACUCUUAAAAUCAUGUGGAGGUUUUUUCAUUCAUGUUCUAAUAUCCGUGACGUUAAAUAAUUUCGAACAUCAAUAAUAAUUUCUUUAAAAUAAAAAAAAAAAUACACACAGAGUGAAAGUGAGGGGAUGGAAAAAGUUAAUCCAUGCAAAUGGAAACAAAAAGAAAGAUGGAGUAGCAAUACUUAUAUUAAAAAAGUAGCCUUUAAAACAAAGCUAUAAUAAAGACAAAGAAUGACAUUACAUAAUGAUAGAGUGAUGAAUCCAACAAGAAGAUAUAGCAAUUGUAAAUAUAUAUGCACCCAACAUAGAAGCAUCUAAAUACAUAAAGCAAAUAUUAACAAACAUAUAGGGAGAAAGUGACAGUAGUACAUUGGAUACACAGUGAUCCAAAAUCUAUGGGAUGCAGCAAAAGCAGUUCUAAAAGGGAAGUCUAGUGACACAAGCCUACCUCAGGAAACAUGAAAAAUCUCAAAAAAGCAAU